AUGAAGAUCACAUUCGCAUUAACAGCCUUGAGCUUGCUCAGUGUAUCUAUCGCUCUCCCCACUCCAAUCGAAAAGCGAGAGAAGGCAUACGAUGGCGGCUACACCGUUGGAGUCAAACGGGAUGCACAACCUGAGGAAGCUACCAAUAUUUUCUAUGCAGUGGGACCCGAGAAGCGGGAAAGUGAAACGGCAUCUGAUGGCGGGUACACCGUGGGAGUAAAACGGGAUGCACAACCUGAGGAAGCUACAAACAUUUUCUAUGCGGUACAACGAGAUGCACAACCGGAAGAAGCUUCAAACAUUUUCUAUGCGGUACAGCGGGAUGCACAACCUGAGGAAGCUACAAACCUUUUAUAUGCCGUGGGAGCCAAGAAGCGAGAAGCUGAGCAGGCUUGGGAUGGGGGGUAUAGUGUUGGAGCAAAGCGAGAAGCUGAGAAGGCUUAUGAUGUAGGGUACACCGUCGGAGCAAAGCGAGAAGCCGAGAAGGCUUUUGAUGUAGGGUAUGUGGUAGAGUAG
Molecule: messenger RNA, 516 nt
Organism: Sclerotinia borealis F-4128
Lineage: Eukaryota; Fungi; Ascomycota; Leotiomycetes; Helotiales; Sclerotiniaceae
Source: the annotation of a GenBank genome assembly